AUGUCUCUCUUCGUAGGUGUCGGUCGUGCCAAGACUGCAGUGGUCUUGUCCGUACUAGCCAUUGCUUCGUUUCAUGAAGAAAAGGCGAGCGGCGAAAGUGGUACUUCGCCAGCAAGUCAAGCCGACGCGCAGUCGCAGAGCGAUAUGCUCUUCACUGAGGCGUUACGACUGACACAAGCCGAGACUGGUAUCCCAAAGCUCGAGUCAGCUCAAUGCAGGCUUAUACAGGUCCUGUACCUUCUUAUGUCAUGUCGCUUCAACCAAGCGUGGUAUACGUUUGGCCAUGCCCUACAGAUUAUUUCAGCGUUGGGUUUGCAUCGCAGAGACGAUCGCAAACGCCAAGCGAAUGCCGCCAAACGCGACUACAUAGGUGAACAGUGUAGAAAGCGCACAUUUUGGGUGGCUUAUACGCUGGACAAAUAUCUCGGUGUCAUAUUCGGGCGGCCCAGACACUACCACGAUGAAGAUAUCGACCAAGAUUUCCCCGACGCUGUCAAUGACGAAGACAUGACCAGCACUGGUCCAAAUACUACGAACACAGACGACUGUCACAUAGAAUCGCUCGUGUAUCAUGCGCGGCUGGCACAAAUUGCUGAAAAGAUAUCCCGAGAGGUUUAUUCCAUCAAACCAGUGCCGGAUCAGGUCCGACUUGCAGCCUCUCAUCGCCUCGGGGCAGAGUUGCGCCAGUGGAAAGCAUCGCUACCACCCUUCCUUGGCGCCGUCAACCCUAGCAGUCUCAUUCCUACGUUUCGACGGCAGGCAACCGCACUCAAACUGUCCUACUGUCAUGCUGUAAUUCUAGCCCAUCGCCCGUUUCUCCUCAAGAAUGCCAGGCGUAGCAAUGUAGAGAUGACUAGUCUUGCCCAAGACAGUCUCACAGAGUGCAUUGCAGCGGCAAGAUCAGUAUUAGAAGCAGUCGAUCGUAUGGCCCGGGAGGGUCGACUGUUUCAUGCGUUUUGGUGGACCCACUACGUCUGUUUCUGUGCUUUGGUUGUGGUCUAUGUGUGGGCUAUUCAACAGAGUGCCCAUGCCACAGCUUCAGCUGAAGACCCCCGCGGUAUUCUAGAUCAAGCCGAGAGCUGUUUGCAACAUCUCGCCCAGGCAACAGCGUCAAACUCGCCCUCGCGACGAUACAGCAUCAUCCUGCAGGAACUCCGCACAGAAGCAAAGAGGAAAACAGCCAUACCACAUCGGGAGCCAGUACUAGCGUCAUCAGCUGCGGUCAAUGGCGGAAUCCCACCGCCUUUGGAUGGAGAUGCGAUACCGGAACCGGAUUUGCAAAACUGGCAGCCACUUUUUGGUAGUCCGAUGGACAUGACCACGCCGGGGUUGCAGAACUUUCUCGAUGACUGGCAGACCACUGACUGGCUUGACCUCGAUGCCUCUGCUUUCGGUCCUUUUCCCGAAGUGGACGAUAUCUCAGCCUGGGUGAAUAACGCAUCGUGA
Messenger RNA from Alternaria conjuncta, 1446 nucleotides. RefSeq lists its product as uncharacterized. Gene Ontology annotation, cellular component: nucleus. Gene Ontology annotation, molecular function: sequence-specific DNA binding; zinc ion binding. Lineage: Eukaryota; Fungi; Ascomycota; Dothideomycetes; Pleosporales; Pleosporaceae. The coding region runs from base 1 to 1446 and encodes 481 amino acids. Gene Ontology annotation, biological process: DNA-templated transcription; positive regulation of transcription by RNA polymerase II. The record is from RefSeq and is a predicted model, not a curated record. The transcript has 2 exons.